CAUUGCCAAAAUAGCAAAAACGUAUCAUUAUUAACAUUUGCAAAACCUUUCUCUAUAUUUGUGCAACUUUCUUCCUUAUUCUUCUCAUUCAUUCUUUGCACCUUCCAUUGAUUCUCUCACAUUUUUUUUUCUUGGCUCUGGCUCUCGUAGAGCACAUUUUCUUUUCUGCUCCCACCGGCACAUAUCAAGUGUGCAGGGAAGAUGGUAUUCAAUGAAUCACAUAUAUCAAGAUCAUGCAGUACCUUGUCCGAGAAGAAAUUCCAAACACCAUCGCAAGUGUCGCGGAGCGAAAUGGAUGAAGCUGCGCUUAAGUUGCAGAAAGUUUACAAGAGUUUCCGAACAAGGAGGCAACUAGCAGAUUGUGCAGUCCUUGCUGAACAGAGAUGGUGGAAAGUUUUAGAUUUUGCUGAGCUAAAACAUAGUUCUAUAUCAUUUUUUGAGAAGCAGGAGACUGCUGUUUCGCGUUGGUCUAGAGCAAGAACGAGAGCUGCCAAGCUUGGAAAGGGUCUAUCGAAGGAUGAGAGGGCUCGAAAACUUGCUUUGCAGCACUGGCUUGAAGCUAUUGACCCGAGGCAUCGCUAUGGCCACAAUCUUCAAUUCUAUUAUGUUAAAUGGCUCCAAUGUGACAGUUAUCAACCUUUCUUCUAUUGGCUUGAUGUUGGGGAAGGCAAGGAAGUGAGUGAUGAGAGAUGUUCAAGAUCAAAACUUCAGCAGCAAUGCAUCAAGUAUUUGGGUCCAGUGGAAAGAAAGAUUUAUGAAGUGGCUAUUGAGGAUGGAAGACUAUUUUAUAAGCAAAGUGGGGAAUCUAUUAAUACAACAAGAGAUAUAAAGUGGAUUUUUGUGCUUAGCACAUCAAAGACAUUAUAUAUUGGGCAGAAGAACAAGGGUACAUUUCAACAUUCAAGUUUCUUAGCAGGUGGUGCUACACUAUCUGCUGGUAGAUUAGUGGUGGAUGAUGGUGUUAUUAAGGAAGUUUGGGCUCACAGUGGACAUUAUCUCCCAACAGAGGAAAAUUUCCAGGAAUUCAUGUCAUUCCUUGAGGAGCAUAAUGUGAAACUCACAGAUGUAAAGAAACACGGAAUAGACCAUGAAGAAGAAGAUAAAGCCAAAACGAACAACGGAAUUUGCUUGGGAGACAAUCCUUUAGAGGCAGAGUUAACUUCAGCCCAAGAACUAGUACUACCUGACAUGGAAAAUGAAGAUUGUAAUGCUGAGUUAAAUUUUCAUGCACCCUUGUCAAGAUUGACAUCAAAACUAGGAUCAGAAAUGGACAAUGUGUCUGACAAUAUUGUAGAGCAAGUAUACACGCCUAAUGGCGACGAUCCUUCUCUAGAAGAAAGUGGCUAUGGGACAGCAGAAGAGUCCUUUACUGAUGAGGAGGAAUUCAUGGUUCCGAAAUCCCACUUGUUUGAAGAACAAGAAGAGGAAGAGAAUGAAAGACAUAUCCCAAAAGAAAACAUAAUGAAGAGAAUAGAUUCACACAAAGGAAUGAAGUCAUGUCAAUUGGGCAAUCACUUAUCCACUGAAUGGAGAACAGGUUCUGGUUCAAGAAUUGGUUGCUUGAGAGACUACCCUGCAAAGCUUAGUUUUAGGAUUCCAGAGCAUCAACAUUUGUCUCCAAGGAGAGGAAGAACUACUCCAUCUCAUAGUGUCUUACAAGCAUUUCAUUUAAGCCUUGCACAUCUAGAUUUUGUCCAUGCAAUUUCUGCAGCUGAUGUUGAGAGUCCUAAUUCCAACACAUUCAGGCCAAUUGCUAGCCUAUGAAUUAAUAAGGUUGCUUCUAUUAGGAACCAUCAUCUGGUUAGAGAAACUAGAAUAGGAAUUCUUUGGCAAUUUGAGGCCUCUGUUCUUUUUGAAUGAGGCUAUUGUAAUGUUUAUUAGUUUAUAACUUUAUAUAGUUUCUGUAGGUCGUGUGAAUGAGAAGAGCUUGCAUAUUAUAAUUCUCAUUUAGAAGAGAUUAAUAUACUCCCAAUAUCAUUAUUGUUAGAAACAAUAGCCCAAACUGGAGAAAGGAUUGUUUAUUCUUGAGUUGUGUAGAAUGAUA
Messenger RNA from Arachis ipaensis, 2044 nucleotides. Its product is annotated as calmodulin-binding family protein. Lineage: Eukaryota; Viridiplantae; Streptophyta; Magnoliopsida; Fabales; Fabaceae. The record is from RefSeq and is a predicted model, not a curated record.